UAAAUUUGUUGUCUUAUAACUUUCAUUUACGUAUUGCAGCUACAUAUGUAAGUCAAUGUUGCCGUGAUAUGAUGUUUCAAUGAAUGCGUUGCGCUGAGGGACAGUGCUGCAAAUUCGUGUAAUAAAUAUAGUUAUAUAAGCCAAAGCCAAAUUUUGCCGAUUUUACUUUGGUAAGACAGGCCAACUUUUGCAAUCAGAUCACACAAGUCAUGCCACGAGGUAAACGUCGAGCUCCAGAAAUCGGUGACAAUAUGGAUGGCCAAUCAAAAAGAGCACGCACCAGCUACACAAGCAUUGCAACACAGCAGAGCAGCAGACGCCAUAUCAGAGCAGAAGAUGGCUUUAGCCAGAAACGCUGUCUCGCCUGGUUCCAUGAAUACACCACGCCUGAUGAGCCCGAGACGCUGGGUCCCGAUGGCAUGGAGAAAUUCUGUGAAGAUAUUGGCGUUGAGCCCGAGAAUAUUGUGAUGCUUGUGCUCGCCUACAAAAUGGGCGCUACGCAGAUGGGUUUCUUCAGUCAGCAGGAGUGGUUAAAGGGUCUCACAGAUCUUGAAUGUGAUUCGACAGCGAAAAUGGUUGUGAAAUUGGACUAUCUGCGCAGCAUACUCAACGAUCCCAACUCGUUCAAGAGUAUAUAUCGAUAUGCCUAUGACUUUGCCAAGGAUUCGGAUCAGCGAAGCAUGGAUAUUGUGACGGCUAAGGCGAUGCUGCAGCUGCUUCUGGGCAAGCAUUGGACAUUGUAUCCACAAUUUGCACAAUUCCUAGAACAGUCCAAGUACAAGGUUAUCAAUAAGGAUCAAUGGUGCAACAUACUCGAGUUCUCGCGCACCAUCUGUAUUGAUUUAUCAAACUACGAUAUUGAUGGCGCCUGGCCCGUUAUGCUGGACGAGUUUGUGGAGUGGCUGCGUUUGCAACGUGGCUUAGUCAUUGUCAGUUCGGGAUCCAGCUGAGAGUGCCUGGAUCGCAUACUUCUAGUUAAACUUUAGAAAUUCAGUAGUGUCCACCAGGAGACCAGCGGAAGACACACCCAUACGAACUCACACAGAGCCCCCAUUACACGCGCUAACUCAACACACACAAACAUACGUACACCACGAAAGAGACACAAGGCACUUGAGACUGCGUAAAACUGGCAAAACAAACCAACUAUAAAACUACACUAUUGAUAUAUAUAUAUUAAUAUAUUUAAUGUAAUAAUUUAAUUGUAAACAACAUUUAAAAACAAACUGCAUAAAGUGUUACUUUUAAGGCAUCACCGAUACAACAAAUGGGCAACAGUUUUAAGACAAAGGAACUUCUCAAUCCUCGAAAUAGCAGCUAAACCCUGAAAACCCCAACAGCAGCAGAAAGAUAAACCACGAACAGUAAAAUAAUAUAAUAAGACAAACUUAUUAUGAAUAGAUGUAAAAAUCGCAUAGUCCAAACUAGUAAGAGAAA
This is a messenger RNA of Drosophila novamexicana, 1437 nucleotides long. RefSeq names its product DCN1-like protein 4 (gene SCCRO4). Gene Ontology annotation, cellular component: ubiquitin ligase complex. Gene Ontology annotation, molecular function: ubiquitin-like protein binding; cullin family protein binding; ubiquitin conjugating enzyme binding. The record is from RefSeq and is a predicted model, not a curated record. The coding region runs from base 210 to 950 and encodes 246 amino acids. NCBI's taxonomy places the organism in Eukaryota, Metazoa, Arthropoda, Insecta, Diptera, Drosophilidae. Gene Ontology annotation, biological process: protein neddylation; positive regulation of ubiquitin-protein transferase activity. The transcript is spliced from 6 exons.